CCACACGGCGGGAUUGACGACUUGAAGCAAGGAAGCCAAAAAAGUGACCCGACGGCGUGUCGUGUAAUUUAUUACGCUGUCAGGAAGAGCAGAGCAAGAUAACUUGACCAAAAGAUUACAGAUAACACUAAAGGGGUGAAAAUGUGCUCUCUCGCGUUGUUUCCCCCUCCGUUACCCUGCGGACAGACCACUCUGUGCGAGUCCAACAAUGAGUUGCUGUCAGGAUCCACGACUGAAGACCGGCUCAAACAGGACUCCAGCCCUCUCAGUCUUCAUUUCCCCCGAGAGUCUCUGAAGCUGCACAGUCGCACAGAGAGCAGCAGCAAGGCAGCCUUCCUGGACCACUCCGAGACUCUGUGGAUGAGGAGUGCAGCAGCAUGGCGGGACGGUGGCUUCACAGGGCUACUUAAUGAAAUUACAAACUCUCACACAGAAGUGCCGAAAUGGCUGUCAGUGAGCUCCGGUUGUAUCUUGGCAUUACUCCAAAGAGCGUCCUCCUUUCACGGCUCCCUGUUUCCUCAUCUCACAUUGAGCAGUGAGGACAUGAUUGCUGAGUUUUCACAGAUACUGAACUGGUCUGACUGUGUGGUGCGAGCCUUUGCCUGGCAUACUCACACUGAUAAGUUUGCUGUAGCCCUCCUGGAUGACUCCAUCAAGAUAUACAACCCUAAAAGUGCCACAACUCCCACACUGAAGCACCGUCUGCAGAGGAGCGUUGCAGCUGUGCAGUGGAAGCCUCUGUGUGCCUCUGCCCUCGCCGUCGCUUGUCAAAACUGUUUACUGGUCUGGCACGUGGACCCCUGCUCGCUAUCAACCAGACCAUCCUCUGGUUGUGCUCAAGUUCUGUCUCAUCCCGGUCACUCGCCUGUCACUUCCAUCGCCUGGUCUCCAAGCGGCUCUCUCCUCGUGUCGGCCUCGCCCAUGGACACCGCAAUGAUGGUUUGGGAUGUAGCUUCAGAAAUCGGUGUGCCGCUUCAGCGUGUUGGAGGAGGCGGCGUCACAUUCCUGUCCUGGUCCCCUGAUGGUAGCCACGUCCUGGCCUCUACACCAUCGGCCUUAUUCAGGGUUUGGGAGACCAGGAUGUGGACAUGUGAGCGUUGGCCUGGUUUAAAAGGACGCUGCCAGUCUGGCUGUUGGAGUCCAGAUGGGAGUCGACUUCUCUUCACAGUACAGGGAGAAGCGGUCAUCUAUGCCCUGACCUUCACUGACGCACCAGCAGGAGUACCUACAAGCACAUCAAAUGGGCCGCAGGCAGCAACAGUGUUGGCUGACCUAUCAGAGACAACCUUUAACACACCAGAUGGAGACAUCAUUGUGGGUGGAGAGAUCCAGUCUAUAGCCUGGGACCCAACAGGAGAGAGGCUCGCGGUGCUUCUCAAAGGUGAUUCUCAGGCAGCAGACCGGCCUGCAGUCAUAGCUGUGUUUAAGACAAGAACCAACCCAAUUUUUGAGCUUUUGCCAUGUGGUUUUGUUCAAGGGGAGUCCGGCGCAGAGCCAAGACUGAUGCAGUUCCACCCCAUGUUUAAGCACGGAGCUCUGCUCACUGUGUGUUGGUCCAAUGGAAGAAUUACACACGUGCCUUUCUACUUCCUGAGUACUGGCGUCCCUCAGUUCGGCCUCAGUGGCAGUCCGUCUCUGCCACGACUUCAAGCAAGACCUGCAGACUUUGCUAAUCAGUCGCUCUUUACAGAGCUCAUCUCUUGACUGCCCCUCACCCACCAUCACAAGCUCACAAGUUGUUAUUCAUAUCAUGGAUUAUCAAUAAAUUUGUUCAAGUUCUUCCACUAUGA
Molecule: messenger RNA, 1790 nt
Organism: Labrus mixtus (cuckoo wrasse)
Lineage: Eukaryota; Metazoa; Chordata; Actinopteri; Labriformes; Labridae
Gene: aaas
Product: achalasia, adrenocortical insufficiency, alacrimia
Exons: 17
Coding region: 142-1704 (520 amino acids)
Biological process (GO): nucleocytoplasmic transport
Cellular component (GO): nuclear pore
Molecular function (GO): protein binding
Source: RefSeq, a predicted model, not a curated record